This is a messenger RNA of Exaiptasia diaphana, 3825 nucleotides long. RefSeq lists its product as uncharacterized. Gene Ontology annotation, molecular function: RNA polymerase II cis-regulatory region sequence-specific DNA binding; DNA-binding transcription factor activity, RNA polymerase II-specific. Gene Ontology annotation, cellular component: transcription regulator complex; PcG protein complex. The transcript has 12 exons. Gene Ontology annotation, biological process: regulation of transcription by RNA polymerase II. The coding region runs from base 24 to 3470 and encodes 1148 amino acids. NCBI's taxonomy places the organism in Eukaryota, Metazoa, Cnidaria, Anthozoa, Actiniaria, Aiptasiidae. The record is from RefSeq and is a predicted model, not a curated record.
UUGUCGAAGUGCGGGGUGCCAAGAUGGAGUCUCAGGGGCAGCCAUGUUUGAAGGGGCUCCCUUCACAACCUUUAGGGGCCACAACAGGACAAAAUGAUCAAGAUCAAGAAAAUAUUCCUACCAGCAAAAAGAGAGUGCUUGAACAAACAUGUCUUCCUCAAUCCAAGAAACAAAAAAAUGAAGGUUCAGUUUCCACAAGAGUGGAGAAAAGCAACAGCAUUCCCAGAGUGCUACUUGAUGGUGAUGAAGACGAUGAAACAGAAGAAGGAGAUCAAUUGCAAAGGAACUUGGAUGAAACUCCAGAGCAUUUUUCAGAAAGUGACGAUCACCCAGAGGAGUUGAGAAAUACUACCACAACAAGCUUGAAUCAAUGUGAGACUGAAGGGGAAUUAGUUCAGCAUGAAGAUAAACCUUUUAAUAAUGACAAAACGUCUUGUCAUGAAGAGGAAUGUCAAAGAGAAGCAACGUCAUCAGUUAAAGUGGCUGUGUCCUCCAGUUACCAUGGAGAUAUCUCCAAGGAGGAAGACCCUAUUAAUUUGUUAGAGGAAAAGACAAGUACUCAGAAUGCUACUGAAUCAAAUCCAAGUAGCUCCACAGAACAAGCAACUAUUUGUCAGGAUUUCCAAGGACAUUCCACUUCUGAUGAAGUUAACAUAGGUCUGACUUAUAAUAAUUUAUCAAAUAAAGAAGUUGAUGCAAAUUAUCAAAUACAAGGUCAUGACCACUUAGACAGGGAUGACAGAAAGAACAAAGUACACAUGAAGUUAGACAUGGACAACAUUCAGCUGUUAAGUGUUGGUGGUGAUUACAUUGAUGGUCUGCCGUCAAUUGUUGCUGUGACAUCACCUAAUCCAGAUAGUGUUAUUGGUUGUCAUGGUGAUGGAGUUGUCCAGCAAGCAGAUACCGGUAAAGGUGAAGCUCAAAAUCAAAGUCCAGCUCAAAGCACCAUAAUCCUGAACAGCAGUAGUAACAAUCAAAAAUCUAAUGACUUAGACACAAUGCCGAUCCAUGUAUACCCACAGGGUCAGGGUAUAUCACUAGUAACAAGUUCAGGUAUACUUACUGCCGAUAUAUCAACCUUCUCCACUCAAGUUCCUACUAUCCUUACUGAGGGUGAUGCUGAUGAAAACGAGACUCACACAAACUUCUCAGAGCAAUUUCAUGUGGUAACUACCAGUAAUGGUCUGGCUGGAACACCACACAUACCAGGACAAACUAAUGAAAUGCUGAGCGUUAUGAUGUCAUCCAGUGAUUUAAGCAAGAGUGUUAUACUAACGGCAGACCAACAAAAAGCUAUACUGGRUGAGGUUAUUAACCCUGGUGUUGCAGGAGGACAGACACUACACAUUACCAUUCCUCAYGUGACUACGUCAGGACAUCAAACCAUUGCCACUACCCAAGGAUCUGAGGGGAAUGUUCCUUGUGGUGACCAGGAAGGUGUGGAUGGCCAGGUCAGAGCUAUCCAGGUUCAACUAUUAAGUACUAAUGAAGUUAGUAUGGACAAGGGUACUGGUGAGGAGGGGAGUGGUAAAAACUCUUCCUGUCAUCAUCAAGACUGUGGUAAAGUCUGCCAUAGAGCAAAUAAACUCAAAAUGCACUUAGUAUCUCAGUCAGGAGAUAGGCCAUAUAAGUGCCCUCAUGAGGGAUGCGAAUGGGCAUUUGCUACUGCUUAUAAGUUAAAACGACAUGAAAGAGGACAUACUGGAGAAAGACCAUUUGUUUGUCCUUACGAAGAUUGCGGUAGGCGAUUUACUACGGCUUACAAUUUAAAGACUCAUGUUCGAGCACAUAAUAUACCUCACAUACCAUGUCAGUAUGAAGGCUGCGAUAAGUCCUUUCCUACCUUGCAUAAGUUCCGUGUACAUGAACGAAGACACCAGCAGGAAGAAAAACCCUUUAGGUGUGAGGUGGAUGGAUGCGGUAAAGAAUUCUCUGCAAUGGGUACCUUAGCCUCUCAUCUAAAAAGCCAUAGUGGAGAGAGACCUCAUGGUUGUCCUAUGGAAGGAUGCGAUAAACGGUUCACUAAAGCAUCGAAGUUAAAACUGCAUUUGCGAACACACACUGGAGAGCGACCCUUUGCUUGUGAUGUGGAGGGGUGUGGUUGGUCGUUCACAAGUGCAUAUAAACUCAAGAGGCACAUGCGCAAGCAUACAGGAGAGCGUCCCUUUGUGUGUGCUUAUGAGGGCUGCCACAAAUCGUUUACUCGGUCCAGUCACUUGAAGACUCACACGCUCGUCCAUACUGGAGAGAAACCUUAUGUUUGUCCAAUAGACGGAUGCAACAAGGCGUUCACUGCGGGCAGCAGUCUCAAUGUGCACAUGCGCAAACACACUGGAGAGAAACCUUUUCGAUGUGAAGAAGAUGGCUGCACAAAGGCUUACACCACGGCAUCCAACCUGCGAGCACACCAAAAAAGACAUGACAAGAACCCCAAGAUACUUGAAGGAUCAGAUGACCAACAACCAUUACCCUCAGAGUAUGUUACCGUUAAUGCUAUGAGCGGUGCAAGUAACGCAAGCUCUCUAGUCGAUAAUGAUUCGGAAGUAACGUACACGGGAAUGCAUACGUUUUCCUCCGAAGACUUUACGAACGAUGACGUCACUACCAUCCCGGUCAGCGUGCAUUUCCCACCUGGAAGUCUUAAUGCCAUAGUUACCAAUACUGGCAAUCCGCUGACAUUUUCUACCGCGGGAACACAAGAUCAUUCUGACGUCACCGAUGAACAAGGAAAGGGUACAGUUGCUACUGUAACACUUCCAGUAUCAAACAUGGAAGUCGAUGGCAGCCAUAUUGACGUAGCUGAGUUUGUCGUCCGUAGCGACAAUGUUGAGCCCGUGCUACAGCAUCAUGAGGUCAGCAAACAUUCUGAUGUUGAUACUCUAAAACACGACGGAGGCUUUGACCUGUCAAUCACAAGUAUCGUCAACCAAUUACGAAGUCACGAGACAUCACCUACUACAAAACUAGGUUCCAAUGAUGUUCUAGCAACUCAUAGAGGAGAGAGACUAGUGAUAGAUAGUAAAUUCGUGCCAAGCCACUCACGGGCGCUAGAGUUCAGGACCCCCGUCAACCCAGAGGAUCAGUUUAAACCGCCGGCUGUUAUAUUCCAGGAGGACAAGUCAGGGUCAUCAGACACCGAGGGAGAAAUGUCACAAGUGCACUCAGACCUCCCGACCACAAAUCAAGGUCUGAUGCAAAUAACCCUGCCACAGGAGGUCAUUCAAAUACAUUUUCCUCCUACGAAUUCCCCCGUGCCUCCCGUCCCUUCAGAGAACGAAACGACUAUUGAAAUGGAGACGACAGCUGGCCAUCACCAACUGCAGGCGUUUGAGUCAUCCUCUUUGUCAGAGCUACAAGCUCAUAACUUAAAUAAAACUCAACUAUCACCAUAUAUGGAAGAAGAAUCACCUGAUGACAGUCAAGUAGAUAAUUAUCCAGAAAGUACGAUUAAUUUACAGGACCUUAGAUGACAAAGGAAUCCCAAAAGUGAAGAAUACUACAGGAAACCCAUGUAUGACCUAUGUAAAAUAUUACACUACACGGAAAAUAUUUGAGAUAACAGAAAUCGAGAGUGCAAGGGAAUAGAAAGCUUUAACAAAAAGCGAACAAGAUUUGUGCUUCAGGCUCACAGCAAAAGAAUUUAUGAUGUGGGAAGAAAAUCAAAUCAAGUGACCUGGAAGUUUAGUCCAAACCAGACACUCUUUAAUAACUAUACUUAACUAUAGGUAUACAGCUGCACUGCAAUCUAACGCUGUAACUACUUUUUUAAUAACUUUAUUGAAAACACAUUGAAUAAAAUUCAGGUUCAAAUUCUACCCCACCUAC